This is a messenger RNA of Orbicella faveolata, 5299 nucleotides long. RefSeq lists its product as uncharacterized. Lineage: Eukaryota; Metazoa; Cnidaria; Anthozoa; Scleractinia; Merulinidae. The record is from RefSeq and is a predicted model, not a curated record.
AUUGCUUGGCAUUAUUCAGAUUAUUCUCACACGCUACAUUUCGUUUCAUUGUUAUCGCCUGAGUGUUCAAUAUCACAUCCAUGUCCAAUAUCACGAUAACACUCAACUUUAUGCAGAUAUUUUGUUGGAGGAGUUUAACUAAGUUGUUAUCAUGUUUAUAUAGCCUGCUUCAUCCGCAAUUUUCAUUUAUCAAGGACAUUGAAGGUAUUUCACACGAAUUGCAUCCAGUACUUAUAAGGGGGAAUGGCUCUGCAGCCGUUUCGAGACGAACAGCUGAACUAUUUCAGGUUUACCUACCUUGCGAUUAAUGAAUUUCCCAAGGCCUUACGUCAGACAUUCAGAUCCAUGUGGGACAACAAAUUUGGACAUCUCCCUGGUUAGCAACGCUGGGAUGACUUCAUUGCGGCGAGAAAUUUGUUUCUGGUUACAGAGGGUGGUAAAACCAGAGUUCCAAUACACCUCCCAUUUGAUGAAUGGGAUUGCAGCACUCUGUUUCAGGCAACUAUCUAUGCCCGAACCUUCGCUUUACCAGACGGCAAAGGGCACCUCAGGAACCUAAGCCAUUUGUAUGUGAAGUCCCGCAAAUUACCGCGUGGCAAUUUCCACGCAUCAACAAAAAGUCCAGGUGGAAACGAUGCCGAAACUUUUUCACUUUCAAUUGAUCAACUUCGUUUGUUAAGGAAUUCAAUUUGUCGCAAACCAAGUGCCGAGAUUGAUAUAAUGACAUUUGACCAGUGGGUACAACAUGCUAAAGAUGCAUUUAAAGCUCUUGGAGUCAAGACAGACACCGUUGAUACCAUUGGGGACAUGACUGAAGCUGACUUUCCUACCGAAAAAGUUCGUGCAUUAGAGGAAGAUAUCAGAAAGGCGUCACAGGCAGAAAACCGGUUUUUAAGGGAGGAAGUAGAAGAAAGACUAGCAGAUAUCGCUCAAUCAAUCCAGGAACUACAGGAUGGUCUUAAAAGAACAGAAACUCAAAGGAAGGAAGAGUUCCAGAGCCUGAAUGACAAGUUGAAAGAGAAAAGUGAAGAAAAACCCAAAGUAGAUCAAGACGCUACCGGGAGAACAACAUUAGGUGCUGAAGGAAUAACAACAUCAUCCCUCCCUCCUAACGUUCCACACUUUGUUGGCCGCCAGAAGGAAUGCGAUGAGAUCAUUGACCACGUAACUUCCGGAUGCACCCGAAUCGUUUCCAUCUGGGGCUCACCCGGAUUCGGGAAAACCUCAGCUGCAAUCUCUGUUGGAAAUCGACUUCUAACUCAAAAAGGAUGGCCCAUCUAUUUUGUCUCAUUACGAGGGCUGCAGUCAAAAGUCGAUCUCACAUCAAAGCUUCUUAGCUUUCUAAAACAUUCUGUCACAAAUAAUCAACCAUCUCAGCGUCUGUCGCUCGAUGAUGAGCUUUGUAGUCGUUUUGCAGAAAUUUCAGGUCCUUCGCUCCUAAUUCUUGACAAUGCCGAUGAGUUAUUGGAAAGAGUGGGUGCACCAGAAAUAAAGGAGCAAGUCAUCCAUCUUCUUGAAGAAAUCUUCAGACGAAACAAAAGUGUGAAAUUCCUGGUCACAACAAGGGAAUCCUUCGAAUACAUGAAUGUGCGCUUAGAAGGCCACCAAUCAGUGAGAAUCGGUCCGCUGGAGAUCAAUUCUUCCCAAGAACUAGUCCGCGAGUUGCUUCCUAACGCAAGUACCCACGAUUGCCUAAGAAUAGCACAACUAUGCGGGCAUGUUCCAUUAGCCUUAAAGUUAUCGUGUUCCUUAAUAUCUGGGGAUGAUGCGCUUUCUGUCAGUCAAUGUUUAAGGGACUUCAUAACAGCUAAAGGCAAUAUAAUUGAGCUGCUGGAUAACCAAGAUUAUCCAAACAGCCUGAGAUUGAAAUCCCUCUUUGAAUCUUCUUUUCAAAGACUCUCUGAACAAGAAAAAGAGUUCCUGGUCUCCCUGUGUAUUUUUCCUGAGAAUUUCGAUCUGAAAGCUGUUGUCGACGUUCUGGAUAAAAAAUGGAUUGAGGCCAAGGGGUUGUUGCAAAGUCUUCGGAGAAAAUCUCUUCUUGAUUCAAGUUCCAGGCCUGAGUCAUUCUCAAUGCACACACUUAUUCAAUCAUUUACGAGAGAAAAGGGAGAACGUGAAAUGGAGCAAACGUUCCUCAGUUCCAAAGCUCGCUUCUACGACUAUUAUAUCUCGCUAUUCGAGAAGCUUAAUUGCAGAUUUCUUGCAGGACAUUCAAUGUCGGCGUAUGAAGAAUUUUAUGAAGAAAAGCAAAACAUCAUUCGGAGUUUAACUGAAAGCUGCUCCAAUUCUAGUACAGCAGAUCGUGUUUUCCAAGUCUCGGUAAAAGCAGAGCUGUUUCUGGACUCUUUGUUUUGGCUAUUGAGGGAGGCAGCUAAUUUCAACAAGAUUUAUGAUUCAGCUUUGAAGGCAGCUCGUGACCUUGGGAACGACGUGCUAUACAGACGAUUACUUGUUUCCAGGGCGUUUAGUGAGAUCACUUGGGGAAGAACAGGAAAGACAAUGGAGCUUCUCUCUGAAGCCGCGGAAAUUCAAGCGAACUCUUCCUCUGUCACUGCUGAUGAGAAAGGUAAACGCCUGUGUUACCUUGGCUUUUAUCAGCUCGUUAUUGGACAGACACAGAAUGGAGUCCAGUGCUUGCAGGAAGCUCUUUCUUCAAUGGACAACACCACAGAAGGGGCAAUCCUUAGAAUUCUUGUUUUCCAGGUCCUCGCUGUUUAUUAUCAAUUCAAUACAUACUCUAUCAGUCCAGCUAAUUCCUACAGCAAGGCUCUUCAGGAAUGCAGGACUCUUCGAGAAGCCCAUGCGCACCUACUAGUUCUUCCAGCGAUGCAAAGUAUGCGGAGAAUGACAACAGAUGAAAGAAAGACGUCGCCACAUACUGUUGCCUUGCUUAAUCAGCCCCUAGAACUGCAAGUUAUUUUUCUCGUCGGGGAAGUGACAAAGCAUUUUGCUCAUGUGGACAUCAACAAAUCAUUAGGAAACGUUGUCCUCAAAAUGCUAAAUGACAUUGAAUCAGUACUCGACAAUCGCGCAUCACUUGGUUUGUUCAGUCUCCAUCGCAUCGUUGUUAUCAUGCUCGGGAUUUUUUGCAAAUCUGAAGACGCGCGGAUAGUGAUUGCCAGAGAGCGGAUCCGUUACCACGUAGCAGCACUUGAGCAGUGCAAACAGAAAAGCAGCGAAAAGAAUGACAAGCAAAAGCCUGCCAUAAGUUGUGAGAUGCACAAAGAUGCACUAGCGAAGAGUUACCUGGACAUUGGUUUCGCCCACCGAGAUAAGGAAGAUUUUGACUCAGCUCUUCAGUAUGAACAACGCGCCCUUGAAAUCAGAAUAGAACAGUACGGAGAGGAUCACUCAAGCACAGCUGAUUGCCAUCUUUCAAUUGGUGCAACACAAUAUGCCAAAGGAGACUUUCCCUCAUCUCUCCACUCAACCCAACGUGCACUCGACAUCGCACGGAAGCUGUUUGGAGACGAACACCCUCGCACAGGCUACAGUACAGCGUUUUUAGGGGCUGUACAACAUAAGUUACACGAGUUCAGUUUGGCACUCCAGUCUAAACAGCGUGCACUGGACAUUAGAUUGGAACUAUUUGGAGAAGAGCAUUCAAGCACAGCUGACAGCUAUUAUUCCCUUGGGGUUACACAACAUGAAGUUGGAGACAUAGAUGCAGCUUUUAAGUCCCAACAGCGUGGACUCGACAUUAAACUCAAACUGUUUCGAGAAGAGCAGUUCAACUCACUCGACGGCUACUAUUCACUCGGAAUUAAAAAGAAUGAACUGGGGGAUUUUUCUUCUGAUCGUACGGAGUGGUUGGACAUUCUGGAUUAUAAGUGACUUACAAGGGUUUGCACUGAUUAAUUAGUCCAGCCCCUGAACUCCCCCCUUCCCUCUCUAUAUAGGGAUUAAAACCAGGCAGACGAGAGAGAGGGUAGGAUAACUUACACGCGCAUGCUCAAAGCCAGGCAAUCAGAGUGUGGUGUUGACACACGCGCUGAGGUUCAAAUUGCGCGCUUCAGGCCAACUGCGAGAUUCACUCCCUUGACAAAGCAAUCCUUCGACCCAGAAUGAAUAACGCUUGUUUAACUUGAAAGAUAGGAUCUAGGAACCGUGGGAAAUCAGCCAGAACUGUGAAAGGGUUAAUCCCUUUUAGAAGAAAACGUAAAAAUGAAAACGAUAAAACCUUGCUGCGGCCGGGAAACGAACCCAGUUCCCGGCCCGCAAGACGAAGGAGAACGGAAUUCUACCUGCACUAGUAAAAAUAGGUACAAAUGGUGGGAUCCUGCCCUAGCACAUAUAAUCAACUAACAAAUGCCAGAUAAACAACUUCACUUGCCAUUUUGGAUUACGUAAAGAACGAGUUCUAGAAUCAGCGUUUUCUGUGUUAAGGAAAAAAGAGCCACUUUAUCUUGCCAAAUCAGAGUGUAGCUGGCUCGGUUCUUACGGAAAAUGGUACCGGGUUCGAACCGGUGACCUCUUUGAUCUGCAGUCGAAUGUUCUGCCAUUAUACGCAAACUCAAGUCUUCAAACGUGGUGUUCACUAAAUCUAGUUUUUGAUGGCAUACACUACGUUAGUAUUACCGAUUUAGUACACUUACUGAAGGUGCUUUGUAUAUUUAGGAGUAGUUUAAACUCUACGCUUUCUAGAAAUGAAAUAUAAUCUUGUCGAUUUAAAUUACUCAGCCUUCGAUAUUACAAGUACAUUUUUGAUAGUUAUGGAGAGCGACUAGCAAUGAUAAUAUCGACCAUCACAUCGAUGUACAAAAUCACCAAUAGACCAAUUCGAUAUCAAGUAAAAUUCUUGCUUGACUUCGAGACCUAGGGGAAUAAAACAAACGAAAUUACAUCGACGUUGAGGGAAGCGUGGCUGAGGAAUUAACGUCUUUUGUUUUAUUUCUCUAGACUUCGGAGCCAAGAAAGAAUUUUAAUACAUUGAAGUUGGCCCAUUUGAUUUAAUUUGUUGUAUAUUUUGAUUUACUUCUUCAACUUCAAAACUGGUACAGUAAGUUUGUGAGUCGCCUGUAGACCGAUAAUCAUCGUGCGAACGACUUAGAGUAGUUUUCACUCGAGUGUCGAAUGUAACUCAAGUUUCCAUUGAUUUUGCAUUACUACGCCGCUUAAUGAUUGGUUAAAAAAAGUCACACCACUUUCUCAAUCAUUGAGAAGUUAAAACAUAACCAAUUGUGCCUCGCUGCAAACGUUUUCCCGUGCUUGACGUCAGCUACAUGUAUUAAUUUGCUUCCAGUUUUGAUUGGUUCAUUGGAUUGCCUGUGUCGUUUGUGAUUGGCGAGAGUGAUUCACG